Molecule: messenger RNA, 1182 nt
Organism: Styela clava
Lineage: Eukaryota; Metazoa; Chordata; Ascidiacea; Stolidobranchia; Styelidae
Product: cyclin-dependent kinase 20-like
Biological process (GO): protein phosphorylation
Cellular component (GO): nucleus
Molecular function (GO): protein serine/threonine kinase activity; ATP binding
Source: RefSeq, a predicted model, not a curated record
UCUUUUUUGUAAAACGUGCAACUUUUGGAAAUGGAAACAAGUUUGUUUAUUUAUUGCUGCGAACGUCAGAAAAUGGAACAUUACCACAUUCUCGGUAGAAUUGGAGAAGGUGCACACGGUAUAGUUUAUAAGGCGAAACAUAUACAAAGUGGGGAAGUUGUAGCAUUAAAAAAGGUUCCCUUGCGAAAAAUAGAAGAUGGUAUUCCAAAUCAAGGUUUGAGAGAAAUUAAAGCUUUGCAGGAAAUUGGUGGAGAUUCUGAAGAAUCUCAAAAUGUUGUCAAGUUAUACGAUGUGUUUCCCCAUGGAACUGGAUUUGUCUUGGUGUUUGAAUACAUGCUUUCAGAUUUGUCUGAAGUAAUUCGAAACUCUGAACGACCCCUGACAGAAGGUCAAAUAAAAAGUUACAUGAUGAUGCUGUUGAAAGGAGUUGCAUUUUGUCAUAAAAGCAACAUAAUGCAUCGCGAUUUGAAACCAGCUAAUCUACUGAUAAGUUCAACGGGUCAUUUGAAGAUUGCUGAUUUUGGAUUAGCAAGAGUUUAUCAAAAUCAAGAUUCUGACAGACAAUAUAGCCAUCAAGUUGCAACAAGAUGGUACAGAGCCCCAGAGUUAUUGUACGGCGCAAGAAAAUAUGAUGAAGGUGUUGAUUUAUGGGCUGUUGGUUGUAUUUUUGGUGAGAUGUUGAACAAUUCACCAUUAUUUCCAGGUGAAAAUGACAUUGAACAGUUGUGUUGUGUGCUGAGAGUUCUAGGAACACCAAAUGAAAGUAUUUGGCCCGGGAUGUCAUCAUUGCCAGACUACAAUAAAAUUACAUUUCCAGACAAUCCACCAAUACCACUUGAAGAAAUUGUACCAGAUGCAUCUUCAGAGGCACUCAACUUGUUGAAAAAGUUUCUUGUUUAUCCUUCUAAGGAGAGGAUAGCUGCCAAAGAAGCACUACUUCAUCCAUACUUUUUCACCGAACCUCUACCAGCUCAUCACUCAGAAUUGCCAAUCCCACAACGAGUAAAGAAGUCAAGGCAUCACUCAAAAGAAUAUGAUAUUGAUAUACCACUGGAACAAAGUUGCAUAGACCCCAACCUAAUAGACACAUAUUUCACAUGACUUAUGGCAGAAUCAUGUGCGGAAGAAAAAGAUUUGACUACAUCUGCACAGUUCUAUGUACUGGGUCGAUGUCUGUCACAU